This is a messenger RNA of Lathyrus sativus (Indian pea), 345 nucleotides long. NCBI's taxonomy places the organism in Eukaryota, Viridiplantae, Streptophyta, Magnoliopsida, Fabales, Fabaceae. The record is from the annotation of a GenBank genome assembly.
AUGGGAUCUGAAAACAAUUCAGAAGCUACGAAGUUGCGAGCCAAGGUGCUGGCAGAUGAAGUUGGUUCAUGGCAUCUUGAUGUUAGCAUUGAUGGACUUGUAUCUUCUUUUUUGUCAUUGCUUAAAACACUUACAGGAAAGCGACCACACUACAAGGUAGAUGGUGGAUCUGAAGUUGAGAAUUCAAGCUUACAAAACAUUCAAGCUCAAAUCAGAAUGGUGCUAGCUUACAUGUUAGCGUUACUCUUGCCUUGGGUUCACAACAAACCUGGGUUUUAUCUUGUCUUGGGAAGCACCAAUGUCGAUGAAGGGUUAACUGGGUGCUUGACCAGGGUAUCUCCAUAA